GCGCACGCCCGUUCGGGGGGACCGGAGACAAGACCAGCCGGCGGGGGACGAGCAGGGCCCGGCAAACGACACAACUCGCUCGGCGGGGACGGCCCCGCUCGCCGGGCCCGGUCUAGGGAAGAUCGAGCUGGCUGCUGGCUGGCUGGAUGCUGGCUGGCUGGAUGGCUGGCUGGCUGGCUGGCUGGAUGGUGGCGGCUGGCGGCUGUUGGCUGGCUGGCUCGCACGACCCGACCCCAUCUCCCUUUACAGUUGUCGCCACGGCCGUAGACCACCACAAUCGCAGGAGGCAGCCCGCUCCGUUCCCCGCCCCACCGCGACCUCUCGUCGCCCGCACGGGGACCGCGGCCGCCGCCGCGACGACGCCCGCGCCGGGGCCCGCCCGGCUCCGUUCCCGCCCCACCGCACCUCUGUCCGCAAGCCGGGCCCCCUCCCCCCCCCCCCCCCCCUGCCCGCGCCGCCGACGACGCCCGCGCGCGGUCCGGCCCGGCUCCGUUCCCGCCCACCGCGACUCCUCGUCGCCACGCCACGGGGACCCGCGGCCCGCCGCCGCCGACGACGCCGCGCCGGGGCCGCCCGGCUCCGUUUCCCGACCCCACGCGACCUCCUCGUCCGCACGCACGGGGACCCGCGGACCGCCGCCGCCGACGACGCCCCCCGCGCCGGGGCCGCCCGGGCUCCGUCCCCGCCCCACCGCGACCUCCUCGUCCGCACGCACGGGGAUCCGCGGGCCGCCGCCGCCGACGACCCCGCGCCGGGGCGCCCGGCUCCGUUCCCGCCCCACCGCGACCUCCUCGGCCCACGAACGGGACCCGCGGCCCGCCCGCCGCCGACGCCGCCCGCAGCCGGGGCCGCCCGGCUCCGUUCCCAGCCCACCGCGACAGCCACAUUGCGUGGUGGUGGUGGUGGCCGCCGCCUCGCAACGCGACUGUGCUCCCGCUCGGCGCCCCGGCAGCCGGCCGCCCAGCAGCAGACGGGGGCAGACCAGCCUGACCCAUAA
Messenger RNA from Penaeus monodon (black tiger shrimp), 997 nucleotides. RefSeq names its product basic proline-rich protein-like. The transcript has a single exon. The record is from RefSeq and is a predicted model, not a curated record. Lineage: Eukaryota; Metazoa; Arthropoda; Malacostraca; Decapoda; Penaeidae. The annotation marks the transcript as partial.